Molecule: messenger RNA, 4828 nt
Organism: Cinclus cinclus
Lineage: Eukaryota; Metazoa; Chordata; Aves; Passeriformes; Cinclidae
Gene: BLTP3B
Product: bridge-like lipid transfer protein family member 3B
Exons: 21
Coding region: 1-4362 (1453 amino acids)
Source: RefSeq, a predicted model, not a curated record
AUGUCGACCUACUUUUACACCAGCUCAGACUUGCCUGAUUGGUUCACCAAAAAUCUGUCACCUGACAAGAUCAACCUGAGCACGUUAAAGGGGGAAGGUCAGCUGACCAAUUUAGAGCUGGAUCAAGAGGUACUCCAGAACAUGCUGGAUCUUCCAACAUGGCUGGCUAUAAACAAGGUGUUUUGCAAUAAAGCAUCCAUUAGGAUACCAUGGACAAAAUUGAAAACACAUCCCAUCUCUUUGUCCUUGGAUAAAGUUGUAAUGGAAAUGAGCACAUGUGAAGAGCCACGUGCCCCUAAUGGACCCUCUCCUAUAGCAACUGCAUCUGGGCAGAGUGAAUAUGGAUUUGCUGAAAAAGUGGUAGAAGGCAUUUCAGUUUCUGUGAACUCCAUUGUAAUAAGGAUUGGUGCAAAAGCCUUUAAUGCUUCAUUUGAACUUUCCCAGCUGAGAAUAUAUAGUGUAAAUGCAAACUGGGAACAUGCUGACCUUAGAUUUACCAGAAUACAAGAAGCUCAACGUGGAGAGGUUUUGACUUUUAAAGAAAUCAACUGGCAGAUGAUCAGAAUAGAAGCUGAUGCAAUCCAGAGUUCUAAGCAUGAAAUCAUGAGUGCUCCAGUUCGACUGAUUACUAACCAAUCAAAAAUCAGGGUCACGCUUAAAAGAAGGUUAAAAGACUGUAAUGUUGUGGCAUCCAAACUGGUUCUGAUUCUGGAUGAUUUGCUAUGGGUUUUGACUGAUUCCCAAUUGAAAGCCAUGGUGCAGUAUGCCAAAUCUCUUAGUGAAGCCAUAGAGAAAUCAGCAGAACAGAGGAAAAGCUUGGCUUCUGAAACAGCCCAGAACUCGGCCCCUGCCUCCAGCUCCCAGCAGGUGAAAGCGCAUCAGACAACAGCAGCACCUGAUCAAAACGAUGCAAUAGUAAAAUUAUUUAAUGAUUUUGAUGUUAAGGAAACUUCUUAUCAUUUAGUAAUUUCCCACUUGGACCUACAUAUAUGUGAUGAUAUCCAUUCUAAAGAAAAAGACCCAAACAGACGUGUUACAGGAGGGGCUAUGCAGCUUUCCUUCAGCUAUUUAACAGUGGACUAUUACCCAUUUCACAAAGCAGGAGACAGCUGUGAUCACUGGAUGCAUUAUAGUGAUGCCACUAAAACCAGAAGUGGAUGGGCCAAAGAGCUAUUAAAUGAAUUCAAAAGCAAUGUUGAAUUGCUUAAGCAGGCUGUGAAGGAUCAGGUCAUAGAUUCUCCUCCCAAAUCACCACCUGCUGUAUCUCCUCAGAACCUACAAACAGGCAAGGAACAGAUACCGAAAGGAACAUCCAGGGCUUCUUGUGUAUCUUCCCAACAACCAAAGGGCAAACUGAUGUCUAGUCCUAUUGUGGUUAGACUUGCAGAUUUCAAUAUAUAUCAGGUUUCAACAGCAGACCAGUGUCGUUCUUCCCCUAAAGCUUUGAUCUCUUGCAAUAAAAAGUCACUUUACCUUCCACCAGAAAUGCCAGCUAUUCAUAUUGAAUUCACUGAAUAUUACUACCCAGAUGGAAAGGACUUUCCUAUUCCAUGUCCAAAUUUGUAUGGCCAGCUGAAUGCUUUACAGUUCACCUUGGAUCAGAGAAGUAUUCUUUGGCUAAACCAGUUUGUGUUGGAUUUGAAACAGAGUCUUAUUCAGUUCAUGGCCAUGUACAAGUUAAAUGACAAUUCAAAAUCAGAUGAACAUGUUGAUGUGAGAGUGGAUGGACUAAUGUUAAAGAUCAUCAUCCCAUUUGAAAACAAACCUGAAAUUCAUAAAGACCAACCUCGUGCACUUUCCAUUCAAAGUUCAGAGAUGAUUGCUACAAAUACCAGAUGCUCACCAAAUUGCAGACACUCUGAUCUAGAAGUUUUGUUUCAGAACUUCAAGGACUUCGAAUUUUUCAGUAGAACUUUCACCACUUUUCCUAAGUCCCCAAAAAAUUUUAAUCUUUUACAUCCAAUCUUCCAGAGACAUGCUCAUGAACAAGAUACCAAAAUGCAUGAUGUUUAUAAAGGUUAUAUCAUCCCAGAAUUGAAUAAAUAUGCACUAAAGACAUCUGCAGCUACUGAUGUUUGGGCCAUGCAUUUUUCCCAGUUUUGGAUAGAUUAUGAAGGAACAAAAAGUGGGAAAGGUCGACCAAUAAGCUUUGUGGACUCUUUCCCGCUUUCACUUUGGAUUUGCCAGCCGAUAAGAUUUGCAAAGUCACAAAAAGAGCUCGCAUCCCAUAAUCAGACAGCCUUGAACAUUCCAAAAAGUGAAUCUAGCGAUCUCUCUAAUAGAUUGCAACGUAAGAAACUUUUAAAGGAGUAUUAUAGCAGUGAGAUGGAGCCCUCAGCCAAUGGCAUUCAAAUGUCUGAGACUUCAGGAGUGCUUUCUGAAAGCUCUUCCUCUGAUGCAGAUGUACAUGUUCUUGUCCAUGUUCAAAAACAUGUAAGCGUGCAGAUCAAUCACUACCAGUAUCUUUUUUUGCUGUUUCUCCAUGAAUCUCUUGUAUUGCUCCUGGAAAACUUAAGGAAGGACGUAGAGGCAGUGACAGGAAAACCUGCAAAGCAAACAGAUGUCUGCAUUGGGAUUCUACUGAAAAGUGCAGAAGUAGCCUUACUGCUCCAUCCAGUGAUUCAGGGAAACCCUUGUAAGUCUCCUGUUGAGAAAGAGGGAAGUCCCGUGACAUCAGAACUCUCCCCUGUGGGAAAUGGGGAAACUCUUACUUCAGAGAGUAAAUUAGUUGGUAGUAAGAUAGUGGAAGCUGGUAUUACUAAUUUUGGUUAUGUAAAUGAAUGCAAGGCUCUGAAUGCUGAAGUUAAUAAAGGAAUUUUAAUGGAUCCUCUUUUGUUUAAAUCAGAUAGUAAUAUGGAUUUUCAGAAAGCAAUGUCAUUUUCUGAUGAUGCAUCAGAUAAGGGUUUGGGAGAUACAAGUGAAGGAGGAAGCAGUGGACUUUUUAGUAGAAGUGAUUCAGAAGAGGUCUGUGGACCUCUAAGUGAAAAAAGUUUGAAUCCUAGGGAUUUGGUGUCCAUUCUAAAUAAAAGAGAAGAUUCUACUGAAUUUUUCAUCGAUAAAGAGGAUGACAGAAACAUAUUCUCAAAUAAGUUAAAUGAACAGGAAGGCACAACUGAAGGCUGUCCUAACCAAGUCGCUGACUUGGAAACAGAAACUGCCUUAGAAUCUGAAGAGCUUGAAAUCAACAAAGACAAAGUGACUUCAGUUAAAAUGUUUGCAUCCCAGUCUUCUUCAAGUGCUAAGCCUAAGGAGCGCUGCUCAUCCAACCUCCCUGCAUUCUCUGUUUCUUACAAAAAUAUGAAGAGAAGUCCUUCACAAGUCUCUCUGGAUACCAUCUCUAUUGAUAGUAUGAUGCUAGAGGAUCAUUUGAUAGAGAGUGAUGGAAGUGAUAGUCAAAGCUUUCUGGAGAAAGGUAUUACAGCCACAAACUAUCAAAGUCCAUCAGAAAAAGUCCACGAAGGAGGCACAGUGAUUGAAAAUUGUGAUGGGUCAUCUCCAGAUGCCAUGAGUGCUGCUUCAGAAAAUGCCCAUGAGACUAGUGAAGAAAUGAUGUCUGUUGUGGUUUUUCAAGUAUUUGGUGUUAAUGGUGAAAUUGACAUCAGAGGAGAAGACACAGAAAUAUGCUUACAGGUCAACCAAGUGAUACCAAACCAACUAGGAAAUAUUGGUGUUCGACAAUAUCUGUGCAACAGAGCUCCUGGUUCUGACUGUAAAUCUGUGGCUGGACCUGUUAAUUCAUCACCUGAGAUUAGUCUGAGAUGGGAAAGUGGGCCUAGUGCUGUUGUACAUUCCCUGCUAGCUGUAAAAAAUGGGUUUCUUCAGUGUCAUGUGGAGAACUUCAGUGCUGAAUUUCUAACAUCUUCUCUCACAAACAUUCAGCAUUUUCUAGAAGAUGAAACUGUCGCAGAAGUGAUGCCUAUGAAGAUAAAAGUUUCUAAUGCAAGGAUUAAUUUAAAAGAUGACAGUCCACACGAAAAUCUUAAGGCAUCUGAGCUGGUACCCAUAAAACUGCAUAUUGACAUACUCUGGAUAGAAAGAAAUGAUGAUGGCACCUUUCUCAUUAGAGACAAUCAAAAAGUAAGUGACGUGUCAAAGAUGAAGAAUUCGAGCGGUACAUUGCAGCAAGCUGUGGGAUCUGUUGAACGUAGAACACAGGACCAAACCACACAGACUACCUGGGAAACACCCAGACCUUCUAAAUCAAGCAGAGAUUCGUCUGACUUCCUUAAAAAUGAGCUUAUUGAAGAAAAUGAAUGUCUCAAACAGGAACUAGCCAAAGCCAAAAUGGCUCUUGCUGAGGUCCAAAUGGAAAAAGAUGCCCUGCUUCAUCGCAUGAAGAAGAUGAAUGUUGAUCAUCAGUAGGACAGUGUUCUGUUGGUGCUAAGUAUCAUCAUCAUAACUGCAGGUGGUGGUGGCACCUAAAAUACUGUCUGCAAAUCACUUGAAAAUGUAGGGGGUUUUUGCUUACAAAGUUUUCUCAUUACAAAAAAAAAAAAAAAAAGUUUGUGAACCAGGGACUACUCUGAAAUUAUCAUUAAACAUUGUAACUUUUCUCAGCCCAUUUUAAACUGAAAUGACUUUGAAAAAAAAUCAGUUUCUACUGCACAUUAUUAAUUUACUGAGGAAAAAAAUCAUAUCAUCUACUUUUAUUAUCAAGGGAAAUAUUAUUUUUAAAAUGUUUUUUGAAAAGUAGAUGGAUCAGCAAUGAAAGGAGGUGCCUGAGUACAUAAGAAACUCCAUGUACCUUGCCUCACUAAUAAGGUGUACCUCUCUUUCUAAGGUUAUGUUGUCUGAUUGUUGCCAGAAGAUAUCAAUACAAAAGGUUAUA